AUGGCGGCAGAGCUGCACCUGACGCCAUCUGCCACAUGUUGGAUCCCAGACCUGUCGAAGAACCGGCUGACCGACGUCCCCUCAGAGGUCUGCCACCUGGUCGCCUUGGAGACACUAAACCUGUAUCACAACUGCAUCAGGACCAUCCCGGACAGCAUCAUCAGCCUGCAGUCACUCACCUCCUUAAACCUCAGUCGGAACCAGCUGGGCGCUCUGCCGGCGUGUCUGUGUGGUUUACCUCUGAGAGUCCUCAACGCCAGCAACAACAAGCUGGUGAGCCUGCCGGAGACCGUGGGACAGCUACACAGCCUCAUGGAGCUGGACAUCAGCUGCAACGAGAUCACGGCUCUUCCUCGACAUAUCGGCAGACUCAAAGCUUUACGAGAACUAAACGUGCGCCGAAACCUUCUCUGCGUCCUGCCUGAAGACCUGGCUGCCCUUCCUCUGGUGAAGUUUGACUUCUCCUGUAACAAAGUGUCGACCAUCCCUGUGUGCUACAGGAAGAUGAAACAGCUCCAGUCGCUCCAGUUAGAAAACAACCCACUGCAGAGUCCACCUGCACAGAUCUGUAUAAAGGGUAAAGUUCACAUAUUCAAGUAUCUGAGCAUCGAGGCGUGUCGCAGUGAGAAGAUGCCCGACUCUCUCUACCUGCCUGUCAUCGAGCGCCUCAGCCUAUCACGGCCCGCCACCGGCAGGUCAGUUUCUGUGGCAGCUUAAAUAUCACCCAGUGGGAAGGCGCCGUCUUCUCCAUCUCAUCUGCAGUAGUGCUGCAGUUGUUACCAUGAUGGAAAAUCUCUCCUCCGUCAUAGUUUGUACGAGUAUCCCAGCCUUUGUCAAACCAGUAAAACUUAAUGGGAACACUGUAGAAUACAGUUCUGGCACGUAGAAGACUAAUUGCCUCAUCAAUCUUUAAGCAUUCUGGCAAAUGAAACAAGAGCUCUGAUUCAAUUUUCCAAACAGUCUUCUG
This is a messenger RNA of Micropterus dolomieu (smallmouth bass), 967 nucleotides long. RefSeq names its product leucine-rich repeat and calponin homology domain-containing protein 1-like. The record is from RefSeq and is a predicted model, not a curated record. Lineage: Eukaryota; Metazoa; Chordata; Actinopteri; Centrarchiformes; Centrarchidae. The transcript has 6 exons. The coding region runs from base 1 to 717 and encodes 238 amino acids. Gene Ontology annotation, molecular function: protein binding.